Molecule: messenger RNA, 1880 nt
Organism: Chrysemys picta bellii (western painted turtle)
Lineage: Eukaryota; Metazoa; Chordata; Testudines; Emydidae
Source: RefSeq, a predicted model, not a curated record
UGAGAGCCGCAACCCAGAUGUGCGUUGGCUGCAGGAGACAGGGACAGACUUGUCUCUCUUGAGAAGUGAAUGCCUCAGUUCUACACAUCAGGUGCAAUACAGGAGGUUGCAAUUUCUCGGCUCCGGUGAGAAAAAACACUUCUGGGCUCAUCCAGCCAGCUGCUGAGACCAGCGCCCACAAGCAUGGACACCGAAGACAGCAUCACAGAGCAGGUCUGCCAGGAGUCAGACGUCCAGGAUGGCGAGCUGCGGGAAGUGGAGGUUGCAGGCCACACGGUGUUGCUGGUGAGGAAUAAGAUGGAGUUCAGUGCUGUGGGGAGCAAGUGCACACACGCCGGAGCCUCUCUCAGCAAAGGAGUCUUGGCGGGUAACAGACUGCGCUGUCCCUGGCAUGGCGCCUGCUUCAAUAUCAGAACUGGAGACAUUGAGGAGUAUCCAACGCUGGACUGUCUUCCCUGCUUUAAGGUGCGAGUGGAAGACGGGAAGGUAUUUAUUACUGCAAAAAAAAAGGACCUUGAAAGUGACCGAAAGCUGAAGGCCAUGAGUGAGCGAUGCCGGAGCAACGAGAACACAAUGCUGCUCCUGGGUGGAGGUACAGCUGCACUGGUCUGUGCAGAAACACUUUGUCAGGAAGGCUUUACAGGCAGGAUCAUCAUGGUAACCAAAGAAAAGCAUGUCCCAUAUGACAGGACCCAACUAAGCAAGGCGAUGGACAAGACACUAGAGAGCAUUUACCUGAGGCAGCAGGACUUCUUUGAGGCUCAUGGCAUAGAAGUUUGGACUGACAAAGAGGUGGUGUCCGUGGACACGCAGGGGCAGAAAGCCCACUUCCAGGAUGGGGCCGUCCAGAGGUACGACCAGCUCCUCAUUGCGACAGGCAGCAGCCCCAGGCAGCUCCAGUGCCCCGGCUCAGACCUGGAGAACGUGUGUUCCCUGCAAACCCCAGAGGAUGCUAACAGGAUUCUCCACCUAGCAACUGGCAAGAGGGUGGUGAUUCUAGGCGCUUCAUUCAUUGGGAUGGAGGUUGCUGCCUUCCUUUCAGACAAGGCCAGCACCAUCUGCGUGGUGGAAAGAGAGGAGUUCCCCUUCCAGGCAGUGCUGGGGCCUCAGGUCGGAGGUGUUGCCAUGAAGAUGCUGCAGAAUAAAAGAGUGAAAUUCUACAUGAAGGCUGAAAUCUCUGAGCUGCAAGGAGAGAACAGAAAGGUUACAGAGGCUGUUCUGGCCAGUGGAGAGAAGCUACCUGCAGAUGUGGUGGUGGUGGGAAUAGGUGUCACCUCCAACUCAGCUUUCCUGAAGGAGGCUUCAAUUGCUAUGGACCGUAGAGGGGCCAUCCUGGUGGAUUUGUUCAUGCAAACCAACGUCCCAAGAGUCUUUGCUGCUGGAGAUGUGACUUCAUUUCCAGUCACACUGUUCGGUGGGAUGACCGCCACCAUCCGUCACUGGCAGAUAGCACAGGCUCAUGGUCACAUUGCUGCUUUAAACAUGCUGAAGAAGCAGAAGGCAUUGCACACCGUUCCUUUCUUUUGGACCUCGCUGCUUGGAAAAAGCAUCCGCUAUGCAGGCUAUGGGAAAGGAUACACAGAGACUGUUGUGAAGGGAGAUCUGGAGCAGCUGAAGUUCUUGGUCUUUUACAUCAAGGAUGAUUAUGUGAUUGCCGUUGCCAGCCUGAACUUUGACCCCAUGGUCUCCCUGGUAGCCGAGGUCAUGUACUCUGGCAGACAAAUCUCAAAAGCAGAGGCCCAGUCCUCUGAUAUAACCUGGAUGAAGCAAGCCUAAUGCGAGACUGCCUGGGGGCCCCGUAACACCCCCACAGGCGCAAUCAUUUCCCAUACCCCCGUCCUCCCGCUUAGGAGAAAUAAAAACCAGCAUGAAACAGAGCA